GUGCAACCAUCAAUUGCUGCUAACCCAAGCUAGACGUUAUGCCACCAACGGGUCUGAAUCGUCUGUUGCGAAUGGGGGUUCAAAGAGUAACGAGACUCCAACUAGAGAUCCUAAUAUUCAAGAUCCCAACAAGAAAACAUCACAAAGCCAUGAGAAACUCAUAAAGGACAUCAAAGACUCUAUAGUGAAAGUUCCAUCUCCAAAGAAACUAAAAAAAUACUUGGAUAAUUACAUUGUUGGUCAAACAACAGGGAAAAAAGUUAUGUCUGUUGCUGUUUACAACCAUUAUUUAAGAAUCAAUGAUAAGGCGAAAAAACUAGCUAAAAGAUUAGCAGAGGAAAGACAAAAGGAAGAUGAUGAAUUGUAUUCAUUUAGUGAUAAUGUCAAGCCUACUAAUAAAGAUCCAGAACAGUUAAGCUUCUCAUUAGAUACUGAAGAUCAAGAUCUGGAGUUGAGUAAAUCCAACAUCUUAUUAUUAGGACCUUCAGGUUCCGGGAAAACUUUGAUAGCAAAGACAUUAGCUAGGGUGUUAAAUGUUCCAUUCUCCAUUACUGAUUGUACACAACUAACACAAGCCGGUUAUAUUGGUGAAGAUGUUGAGUUAUGUAUUGAAAGAUUGUUGAUCAAUAGUAACUAUGAUGUGGAGAAGGCUGAGAAAGGUAUUGUUGUUCUAGAUGAAGUUGAUAAAUUAUCCAAACCUUCAAUGGCAAAUGGUACCAAGGAUGUUGCUGGUGAAGGUGUUCAACAAGCAUUAUUGAAGUUGAUUGAAGGUACUACUGUUCAAGUUCAAGUUAAAAAACCAGUCAACAAGGAUAAAGAUACUCAAAAUAACAAUACAGUCGCUAAGAGAAAUGAAACAUAUCAUAUUGAUACCAGUAACAUCUUGUUCGUUUUGAUGGGUGCAUUCAUUGGAUUAGAUGAACAUAUAUCUUCAAGACUAGCCAAAUCAUCUAUUGGUUUCGAAGCAGAUAUUAGUGAUCAAGGAGAAGGUAAUAAUAAGCAUACUUUGAAACAGAUUAAAUUAGAGGAUGGAAGAAAAGUGUCAUCAUUAGAGUUGAUCACCCCGCAAGAUUUAACAGCAUAUGGUAUGAUUCCUGAGUUAAUUGGUAGAGUUCCAAUUAUUACUGGGUUAGACUCUUUAAGUGAAACUGAUCUAUUAUCUAUCUUGACUGAACCAAAGAAUGCGUUGCUAAGUCAAUAUGAAUACAUUUUCCAACAGUUUGGUGUCAAGUUGAAAAUUACUAAACCAGCUCUAAAGAAGAUUGCUGAUUUGUCAUUAAAAGAAGGGACAGGUGCUAGAGGAUUAAGAGGGAUUAUGGAACGCUUACUACUGAAUGUGAAUUAUGAUUGUCCAGACUCGGGAAUACAAUUUGUUUUGAUUGAUACAAGCACAGUUGAUUCCAUCAAUACUGGGAAAGUUGAAGCUAAAUACUACGGUAGAGGAGAUAUCUUUAGAUUUGUUGAAGAUGUGUUGAAAGAGGAUGAAGAACUAGGGAAACAGCUACAGAGCGAGUACAAGAUCACGCCAGUAGAGCAAGAGAAUGAGGCAGCCUCUGGAUAGGCUAAAUCUUUAUAUAAGUGCC
Molecule: messenger RNA, 1583 nt
Organism: Hansenula anomala
Lineage: Eukaryota; Fungi; Ascomycota; Saccharomycetes; Phaffomycetales; Wickerhamomycetaceae
Gene: MCX1
Product: Mcx1p
Exons: 1
Coding region: 263-1561 (432 amino acids)
Biological process (GO): protein catabolic process; proteolysis
Cellular component (GO): mitochondrial matrix
Molecular function (GO): ATP binding; ATP hydrolysis activity
Source: RefSeq, a predicted model, not a curated record